AUGCGCAAGGAACGCCGCGAGGCGUUGGGGCACUUACAACGUGUGACCGUAAUUCUGUGUAUCUAUGCUUACUUUCUCGAUGGGAUCCUGCUGCUCCUUCUCGCCCGCUUGGUGGUGUUUUAUCAAUAUUUUCGCCCGCACCUCAUCGGGUCACAUCGUAGCGUUGCCGGCUACGCACGCGCCAAUACUGUGUUUCAGUGUGCUUGCGUGACACUGCAGCUCUUGCAUGAUCGCACACCCACACGCAAACGAUUCUUGCUGGACUUUGUGGGGCAAGACUAUGUCGCCUCCCCAUUCCUCCUGGUCUUUGUCGACGUCCUCAUCUGGUUCUUUCACAUGAUCGUGAUUGCCAUGACGGUCGAGGAGGUGCAUUGCCGCCGGCAUCCAAGUCGUCUCAAUCGGUUGGACGUCACCGAGGCGGAUCGAUACCCACUCACAUCCAUGCCUGCAGACGCAACACACCACGAUACGGAUCGCGAGCCUCUACUAGACGAGCAAGAAAGUAACGACGCAGCUGGGAAGCCCACCACCUCGACAUCCGAGUCGUUUGUACCAUCCACCGAGGAGCCCAUUGCCUUCAUUCGGUGGUCCAUGCUGUGGCGGACAGGCGCAGCACCUCAUACUGGCAUCACAGCUCAUACACCACCUGCUUCUGCACCGUCAUAG
Malassezia pachydermatis is the source of this 666-nucleotide messenger RNA. RefSeq lists its product as hypothetical. The record is from RefSeq and is a predicted model, not a curated record. NCBI's taxonomy places the organism in Eukaryota, Fungi, Basidiomycota, Malasseziomycetes, Malasseziales, Malasseziaceae. The coding region runs from base 1 to 666 and encodes 221 amino acids. The transcript is spliced from 5 exons.